AUGACGGCUCUAACGGGGCAGCCCUCGCAGGGCCCCACGGCACCUCUUGAUGACGCUGACGUGGGACCUCAGCCACUGCCGCUGUCAACCAUGCGGCCGUUCGACUGGAGGGCGUUCGUGACGGAUAUCAAGUCAGAGGCCAGAGAGUCGCGGCGGGCUGUUGAGAAGCGGAUGCAGCGGCUUGCGGUGCUGGAUAAGAGUAUGCGUAAGCAGGUGGAGGCGACUGCGGCGGUGGAGCUUGCGGUACAGGAGCUGGAGGGUAAGAUAGAGAAGGCUGUGCAGCGGGAGAAGAACUUGCAUCGAUUGAUAGCUGCAGCCAAAAGGCGGAGGACACGACUUCAGGCCGAGGCUGAGGAGGCUGAGGCGAAGCUAGCGAAAAUGGAGGCGGUACCAUCCGCCGCCGUAAAGAAGGACCUCAGUGCUGAAAUGCAUUUACGGACUGAGGCUGAUGUUUAUGGGAAACAUGAGAUGGGUGAGUUGCAGCAGCGACUGCAUUUCACCCGGUCUCGGUAUCAGAAGACGCAAGAGGAGAAUAAACGAUUAUGGUCAAUUCUUUCUGACAUCGAGCUGGAAGAUGAAUUGCUUAGGGAGAGGACGAGUGAGCAGGACAGUAGCAAACUCAAUGCGCACCAAUUUGAAUUUUCAAAUGCCCUUCAGGAUCUCAUCAAAAGCUUUAAGGAGGUCACGCUAGCGGCUUCUGCGGUUGAGGAAGAUUCCAUUUAUAGAUAA
Molecule: messenger RNA, 729 nt
Organism: Trypanosoma rangeli
Lineage: Eukaryota; Euglenozoa; Kinetoplastea; Trypanosomatida; Trypanosomatidae
Exons: 1
Coding region: 1-729 (242 amino acids)
Source: RefSeq, a predicted model, not a curated record